Messenger RNA from Ipomoea nil (Japanese morning glory), 2721 nucleotides. RefSeq lists its product as uncharacterized. The transcript is spliced from 7 exons. Gene Ontology annotation, molecular function: RNA binding. The coding region runs from base 96 to 1949 and encodes 617 amino acids. The record is from RefSeq and is a predicted model, not a curated record. NCBI's taxonomy places the organism in Eukaryota, Viridiplantae, Streptophyta, Magnoliopsida, Solanales, Convolvulaceae. Gene Ontology annotation, biological process: tRNA processing. Gene Ontology annotation, cellular component: nucleolar ribonuclease P complex.
CCACCACCUAAAACCUCCUUAGAACCCUCCACCGCUUUUCAUCAAUCUGAUUGAGAAUUUUCCGAUCAUUCUCCGAGAAGCUCAACCCCACGGCGAUGGGGUACUUCGACCUGAACGUUCCGUAUUUUGAAUCCGACCGCCAUGUCGCCAACAAGAACACCGCGAAGGCCAUGCGCCUCAAGCUCAUCAUCAAGGCCAUGGAGCUCGGCUACACCGGAGUAGCCUACAACCGCACGAUCAAGGGCGUUAUGUCCGAAUCGGACCGUUGCUCCAUUCCUCUCUUCCCACUCUCAUCCAUCCUCAAGCUCGCUCCUUCUAUCUCCUCCGCCGUCAAGCUCCAUCGCGAACUCCUCAGCGUCCCCGUUUCCGCCCCCUUUCGCCAGUACACUCGCUUGACUGUAAUGGUCGAUAGCCCCGCUCAAGCCUCGGUUCUCAACUUUGGAAACCCUGUUUUAAAGAGCUACGACAUCGUUGCCGUCAAGCCGCUCAAUCAGAAUGCUUUCGACCAUGCUUGCCGGACUUCCGAGGUGGAUAUUAUUACCAUUGAUUUCUCAGAGAAGUUGCUGUUUAGAUUGAAGCAGCCCAUGGUUAAAGCGGCUAUCCAGCGUGGGGUUUAUUUUGAGAUAACUUACUCAAGUCUUCUUAUCGAUGCUCAAGCAAGGAGGCAAAUGAUAUCUAAUGCCAAGCUAUUGGUGGAUUGGUCACGAGGGAAGAAUAUUAUUCUUACAAGUGAUGCUCCUUCUGUAACUGAAUUUAGAGGGCCAUAUGAUGUAGUGAAUUUGGUAUCUCUGCUUGGUCUUUCCUUGGAACAUGCUAAAGCAGCUCUUUCCAAAAAUUGCAGUCUCUGUAUAUAUCGCAGAACUCUUAUAGAAAAUGCUUUGAGGAAAAAGUGCUAUUACAAGGAAACCAUUAAGGUUGAGGCAAUAUCCUCGGCAAGACAGGCCAAUUCCGAUAAGCCUGCAUUUGAUGAUUGGCUUAAAUGGGAUCCCAUCUCAAGCGGUGAGGGUGAUUUGCUAUUAGAUGACAUUGAGAAAUUCUUCUCAGCUCCCAGCAAUGUAUCACAAAAUGUGAAGCCCAUAGAUUUUACCUCUGCUAUGAAUGGUCUCCCUCCACACGGUCUCCAGAUCAGAGAUGUGAUAUCUUCAAGGGAUUUAGAACCAAAGCUUCUGGAUGCUGCUCCUGACAGUGGAGUGCUUGAAUUGCAAUUGGAAAGUCACCUAGCUAAAUCUGAAGAACAAGAUGCCUUGCAAGGUGAUGCAACAAUUUACACUUGCAGAGAGGAUGGCAAAAGCUCUUGCGGUAAUGAAAUGCUUGAAAUAGAAUCAGAAAGUCAGGUAGCUAAUUCUGAAGAACAAAAUACCUUGCCAGAUAGUGCAACAAGUUACACUUCCAUAGUUGAUGCUGAUGUAUCUUUGUACCAUGCUAAUCUCACCUCAGCUGAAAUAUCUGCUCCAUCAGACAAUUCUACCUUAAUUACUUCACACAUUGAAGAUUCUAUGAUACCAGAUAGACUUGACACUGGUCUUCAGGCACAAGGUGUUGCUAUUGAUAAAGCCUUCAUAGAUACAAAGGACCUCUGUGAGAAGGAACCAUGUUUGGUGUCUUAUAAUGUGGGUUCGCACAAUGAGUUAGUUGAGAGAGCAGAAACUAGGGAUUUUUCUGUUAGUUUGGCUGAUGGAUUGCCUGUGAGAAAUUCUAGUAGUCCCAUGAAAGACAAUAAUGAGUGUAAUCCUGCUGAAUGUGAACUAAUGGAAGACGAUGAGCAAGAUCAAAUGGAAACAGGCAGCCAGUCUAGACUAAGAUAUCAAAUCCACAGUGCACCUCUUUCAGGGAGAAAAGGCCGAAAGAAGCUGUUACAUCGCCCUCUUUUGUUUCCUUUCAAAGGGUUGUUGAAUCAUAGACAUUCGAAGAGGAAGGCUCGCAGGUUAGAUCGGGUUUCAAAAACCUAAGGUCUUUCUUUGAUUUAUUAUGAUCAAGUGUAAAAGGUAAUUUUUUGGGGAAGUUUUAAUUAUAUCCACGAUUUACUUCUGUGACUUAAUGUGUAAAGAAAUGGCUUUGAUGGAAGCCCUGCAUUCCACCAAUAUUGGACCUGAGAUACAACCAGUAAGAACUGACAUAAAAAUCACAAUACUCUGCAUAGUUAAUUCAAAAUCUCAAAUUCAAUGGCUGCCCAGAUUAGGAAAUAUCCUGUAUUGUAUCUAUUUAUGCCUCCACACUUGCAAAUUCACUUCAAUGUGUAAAUCAGCUGAACAUAAAGGGCAAGAUAAGGGGUGGAGUUUUUCCCCCUAUUUGAAUCUUUGUGAUCAUUCUGGAGGGCUGGUGAAAGACAGUUAGACAGUAUGGUAUGCAAGGAAAACAUGAAGAAGGCCAAUCAUCAAUUGCACACCUCUCAAAUACCCUCAAUUCUACAUUGUCUUGACAGCCCUCAAGUGCUUGAAGGAAUUGUCUCACUUGUGUUGCUCAGCAGUACUGAGGGCCGAUCAGCGGCCAACGCCAUCAGUUUUGAUUUAUCUGUUCAAUGUUUAUAAUUUGGUUUCUCUGUUGUGUUUAUCUAAGCAGUGUUGAGUUAUCAUAACAGCAUGUAGAAUCAUAGAACAGAACAGAAGCUGGUCAGUAUCUUGUAGUGGAUGAAUUUGUACACUGUUGAAUGUUCAUCAAUGGAUUUGGAUUUAUGUUUUAAGUUUUUGAUCUCAAAUCAUAUCAAUUAAGCAGAUUCUCUAA